AUGCUAUGCUACAUGGUGAACUGCCAAAACUGGUCGGGCGUCACGUCUGUUCGAAUAUUUGGACUUUCCCUGGUUGUUCGCCGUCUUCGCUACGCAGCGCCGGCAUCGCCUACACUGUCUCUGUUUAUCAUGGUCCAGAAGAGCAUCAGUGAAACUCUAUCGGAAGUGCCACCUUUGCAGAGCAGCUCAGGUGGCGCGCAAGUCACUCCGCAACCUCUCACCAGCGUUGUCAUCCACCAAGUGCCGGACGGCUUUCACGUGGCACACCACAACAGAACACGGUUGCCGAAGGAAACUUUGUGGCUACGGAGUAUCGGUAUGUAG
Besnoitia besnoiti is the source of this 324-nucleotide messenger RNA. RefSeq lists its product as uncharacterized. The transcript has 3 exons. The record is from RefSeq and is a predicted model, not a curated record. Bases 1 to 324 code for a protein of 107 amino acids. NCBI's taxonomy places the organism in Eukaryota, Apicomplexa, Conoidasida, Eucoccidiorida, Sarcocystidae.